Messenger RNA from Rodentolepis nana, 468 nucleotides. The record is from the annotation of a GenBank genome assembly. NCBI's taxonomy places the organism in Eukaryota, Metazoa, Platyhelminthes, Cestoda, Cyclophyllidea, Hymenolepididae.
UAUAUUAAUAACGUAAUUAGCGACGCUCCCUUGGUCAUCACCAAUGAACUGCUCGACUUUUUCGCGGUUGACGUUGUGGCAGUUGGAUUGCACUCAGAUGAUAAUCCGGGAACCAAGCAUGACCCAUUUGCAAUUCCUCGUGAAAGGGGAAUUUUCAGGAAAGUUGAUAGCGGAUCAGAUGUUACAACCCGCCAAGUUAUCAAACGAAUAAUCAGCAAUAGUGCCUACGCAAGUCGCAAUAGGCUAAAGGAGACAAGAGAAGCGGAAGCAAUUUCUAGAAGUUCAGCAAAUAAUUCCGUGGCUCUUCCUCUCCAAAAGAUGGGUGUUCGAGAUUCUUUCCUAAAUACACUUAUAAUUCUUAAUGCCUGUUUUGGAGAAAUUGGAUGGGGGGAUUUUAUGGAAUAUAGAGUUGUGGUGGAUCCCCAGGUCUUUCCAGAUUCCAGAACUAAAAGGGGUAAUAUGAUUUAA